Molecule: messenger RNA, 2065 nt
Organism: Nicrophorus vespilloides
Lineage: Eukaryota; Metazoa; Arthropoda; Insecta; Coleoptera; Silphidae
Gene: mlt
Product: tubulin-specific chaperone cofactor E-like protein
Exons: 5
Coding region: 289-1728 (479 amino acids)
Biological process (GO): protein folding
Molecular function (GO): alpha-tubulin binding
Source: RefSeq, a predicted model, not a curated record
GGUCGGGUCCGGGGGGGUUCUAUCCACUGUCGGAUCAGCUGGGAGAACACCUUCAACUCCAGCUGAUCGCAACAACAACGCGCUCGGGCUGCUUAGUUCGUGCUUGGAUCGGCUGAGAGUGUUCGCGCGCGCCAACCUGCCACAGUUUGAAUGAAAUUUCCAUUGCGAAACGACUCUUCUCGCCUGGUGAAAAUUUAGAUCUACACGGACUAGAUUCGCUGAUCCCCACGGGAUUACCAAAUGCCAAUUCCUCGCCGCUGCCCGCUGUUAUAGUAAUCGCAAGCAACAAUGCCGUCGUUGGUGGAAGCACUGGAGCAAAAGUAUGGAGGCGAAAGUUCAACCGAAUCCGAGAACUCUGAAGAGGAGCUGUGUGUCUCUAUUUUCGUGCCAGCAAGAUCGCCACGAAUGAUCGUUCCAUCGCUUCUGGUAUUGAACGAUUGUGAUAUCGCAACAGCCGGUGAAAGAGAUGCCUUAAUUGAUAAAUGCGCUGCCGUCGAAGAACUGGAUCUGGCGAAGAACAAGCUGGAUUGUUGGCCUGAGAUCCUGGGUAUUCUUCAGCAAAUGCCAAGAUUGAAGUUCGUCAAUCUGAGUUUCAAUCAGCUUUCGCAGCCGCUUCAGAAUGCUGGCGUCGACCUGAAAGAUUUUAAAUGGUCCAAUUUGAAAAACCUCGUGUUGAACUCGACCCAAAUAGAUUGGGACAACGUCAGUCAAAUAUUGGAUUACUCGCCGACUCUCGAGGAACUCCAUCUGAGUUUAAACGAAUAUAAAGACGUUAAUAUUUGCAAGGAAUGCGAAUGCAAAUGUAACUGUGAUAACGAAGACGAGGGUAAACCGUUUUGCCAAUGUCCUCGCAUGGACUACAAACAGAGACAUAAACACUUGGGUGUGAAGAAGGUUCAUUUUACUGGAAACCCCGUGAGUAAGUGGAAAGAAGUUUGUAAGUUAGGGUACGCUUUUCCGAAUUUGGAAUACUUGGUUGUCGCGAAUUGUCCCAUUGAAUCGCUGGACGUCGAUGGAGAGGAGAACAGUAACGGAGGGCGUCGGACGGAGAGUGAAAGUGAAGCUGAAGAAAGAAGCGAAUCUCCACACGACAGCUUUAGGCAACUGAAGUUUCUCAAUUUGAAUUCAUCGGGUUUAUCCACUUGGGAUGAUAUAGAAAGAUUAUCGAAAUUUCCAACAUUGCAGUGCCUUAGAGUCCAAGGUUGUCCACUUUGGGAUAGUAGCGAGUACACUGAACACGAACGGAGACAAUUGCUUAUUGCUCGUCUACCAAAUGUUGAUAUGUUGAAUGGUGGCGGGAGCAUUGAUCACGACGAACGGGAGGAUGCAGAGAGAGCUUUCAUACGCUAUUACAUGGAUAAACCAGAGAGCGAUAGACCGGAUCGGUAUUUGGAAUUAGUCCAAAUACACGGUAAACUCGAUCCUCUGGUCAAUGUGGAUUUGCGGCCUGAAAAACGGGUCAAAGUAACUUUCACCUGCGGUUCCAACAGCGAAACUCGCUCGAUGGAUGUAUACAGAACCGUACUGGAUUUGAAAUCGAAAUUGGAGCCGUUCGCAGGAUUCAGCGCUGCCAGAAUGAGAUUGUUUUACGUCGAUCAGGAUUUGAGAGAUAUGCAGGGUCCAGAAGAGAUGAAAUAUCCUCACAAGCAACUAUACAGCUACAACAUUCGGUCAGGAGAUGAGAUAAUAAUAGAUUGCAAGAAGAAAUUAUCCGAAAGUAAAGCUUAAGUAAUUCCUAAUAUAUUUUUUUCCUUUAACUAUUAUCCAUUUCUACUGUACGAAACUUUCACAUUAAACUAACUGCCAAUAUACCUUAUAUACAUACAGAGAUUGAGACCAUUUCGUCGGAAAUUUCAUAUUACUAUGUAAUUCCGUGCGACUGCCGAAAUUUUCGAAACUAACCAAUUUAUUUAUAUGGUACUACCUUAAUUUGUAUUAAUAAGACUUGUUGUUUCUCGAAGGAAUAGUAUAUUUCGUAGAAUUAUACAAAUAUGUGAUAAGGUCGUAUAUUACGGCUUGAAAUAUAUUAUAUAUAAUCUUAAUAAAUAUAUUUAUAUAGAGGAAA